AUGGGCGAUUUAAAUUAUAAGCAUAUUUUAGUUAUACUGGUCAUAUUGAAAAUUUCAAUUUUAAGUGCUCAUAGUGUUAGCAAUAGUGAUAAUGAGACACAAAUCAAAAAUCAUUAUCGUCAUAAGACUGAAAAUCAUCAUUUGAAAUUAAUUAAAGAGAAUACUGGAGAAACGGAUGUAUUAGUAAAUUCUGCACGACAUUUAGACCAAGAUGUUGAUGAAUUUGACAAUGAUAGUUCUGAAACAGAAAAUACCUCAACUCACGAUGCAUGGGAACGUAAAAGUAAACCAUUAAGAAAUAUAUUUAUGGGUAUUUAUAAAAAUUAUAAGAGUACAUAUUUGGGUAAUAGAACUUCAUCAGAAUAUCGAAAAUCAAUGCAUGAUGGAUGGGCAUCAGAAACAUCUGGCUCAUCAAAAUUAUCAACUUCAAAUCAAUCCAAUGAUAAUGAUAUGACUACCACGAUACAAAAUAACGUUGAAAAUAAUAGUGAUACGGAACAAAAGCAAUCAACUUCAAUAAAUAGCGAUGGUAAAGAUGAACAAUAUCAAUCGAAAAGAACAAAACUUAAACGUAAGAAAAAGAAGAAGAAGAAGAAUAAGGGUUCGGUUGUAAAAAAGGAUGAACCAUUAUUAUAUAAUUAUGAUGGUGAAUAUCGUUAUAAUAUUGGUCCCGGAGUUAAUAUAUCACUCGAUAUGAAUACAGAUAUUGUAAGUGUUAAUUUAGAUGAAGAUUGUCUUAAAGAAAUUCUACUUGGCAGAUGGGAUGAUGAAAAUGAAGGUCGUGGUAAAAAAUAUGAAAUGAUCUCGAAAAUUUUACCAUUAUUCAUUUUACCAUUCUUAAUUCAAUCUGCAAUAAUACCAUUUUUGGUAACAAAAUUGAAAUUACUUUUGAUAAAAUCAAUUUUAGUUGGAAAAUUGGCAAUAUUUUUAUUAGUAAUAUCAGCAAUUAAAAAUAAUCAAAAAGUAGCUACAUAUGAGCCAGCACCAGCAUAUUGGGCAGCCGAACCAAGUAGAAGAUCAGAAAUUUAUAAUGGAUAUAGAGUUGAAGGUCGUCCAACAACAUGGGUACAAUAA
Condylostylus longicornis is the source of this 1074-nucleotide messenger RNA. RefSeq lists its product as uncharacterized. Bases 1 to 1074 code for a protein of 357 amino acids. The record is from RefSeq and is a predicted model, not a curated record. The transcript has 2 exons. NCBI's taxonomy places the organism in Eukaryota, Metazoa, Arthropoda, Insecta, Diptera, Dolichopodidae.